Molecule: messenger RNA, 2040 nt
Organism: Suricata suricatta (meerkat)
Lineage: Eukaryota; Metazoa; Chordata; Mammalia; Carnivora; Herpestidae
Gene: NAP1L5
Product: nucleosome assembly protein 1 like 5
Exons: 1
Coding region: 113-688 (191 amino acids)
Biological process (GO): nucleosome assembly
Cellular component (GO): chromatin; nucleus
Molecular function (GO): histone binding; chromatin binding
Source: RefSeq, a predicted model, not a curated record
UGCCGCGGCCGACGUCACCGCCACUUGCCGCAUCCACAAGAUCUCUCUGGUGCAGCUCGGGUGCAGGUCUCUGCGGGAGCCACCCCAGACCUCUGCAGCUGCUCCUGUGAACAUGGCCGACCCGGAAAACCAGGGGCCCACGGAGGCAAGCCAGGCUGCAGCGGCGGCGGCAGCGGAGGCGGCCGCGGCAGAGGAGGUAAUGGCGGAAGGCGGUGCGCAGGGGGGAGACUCUGACAGCGCGACGGGCGACUCGGACAGCGCGGCUGGUCAGACGGCCGAGGAGCCCCAGACCCCUGCAGAGAAUGCACCAAAGCCGAAAAAUGACUUUAUCGAGAGCCUGCCUAAUUCAGUGAAAUGCCGAGUCCUGGCCCUCAAAAAGCUGCAGAAACGAUGCGAUAAGAUAGAAGCCAAAUUUGAUAAGGAAUUUCAGGCUCUGGAAAAAAAGUAUAACGACAUCUAUAAGCCCCUACUUGCCAAGAUCCAAGAGCUCACCGGUGAGAUGGAGGGGUGUGCAUGGACCUUAGAAGGGGAAGAGGAGGAGGAUGACGAGGAAGAGUACGAGGAUGAAGAGGAAGGGGAGGAGGAGGAGGAAGAGGAGGAGGAAACUGCGGCAGAAGCUGCUGCGGAGGUGGCUGCUGCCAAAGAUGAGGGUCCCCAUUCUGCAGUGUCUGAUGACGCCAAGAAAUAAGCGGGGGCAGAGAUACUGAAGAGAAUGACGCCGGAAACAAAAACGCUAUUUCUUUUUUUUUUUUUUUUUUUUUUUUUAAUAUUGGUGGACUUAAAACUAAGGCUCAGGUUUGGGACCAAAAUACAACGAAUCAAUACUGACAUUCCUAAAAUUAUAUUCAAUUGAAGCAAUCAGAUCCUGGCCAGCCCAUUUCAAAUUUGAUUUUCAUUUUAAAACAAAUAUAACAAAAGUGUUGAAAACGAGUUAAAUUUAAGAUGAUUUUUUUCAUGAUCUCUUCUGUAAGGACUGCAACUGAGGCUUAGUAAGGGUGUCAAAUAGAUGUGAAGUAAAGAAUGUCACUUUGAAACCUAUUCAUCCCACAGCCACCACCCUACACACGGAACACCCAGCCCAAGACUGAACAUGUUCUCAAUGCCUAAUUCUUCAGUUUCUUUAGUCUGGACAUUUUCCAGUGCAGGAAAAGCAGAACCCAAGAGGACUCUCAUCUUAAGACUUUGCUUUUGUAACCCAGACAUCAGCUACACUUGAGAGAAGAGUGAUGAAUGGAGGACACCUGUGAUGCGGAUCAUGACCGUACUGUUUAAUGAGGCCUGGAAAACUGCCACUUCAAAUUCUAAAGAAUGUUCUGAUAUUUGAAUUUAGAGACGCAACAUGGUUCUGAGGAGGGUGUAUAACCUGUAUAAGAUUGUCAACAUAUGUGUUUGUCACUUACAGUCUCAUGUUUAUGUGUUUUCUUGGUAAUGUCUAUUUACAAAAGUGUAAAAAAAAAAGAACCCCAAAAUGUUUAAGUAUUAAAUCCUUUUACCUAGUGUUCUAGAAAUAUUAAUUUACUUGAAGAGAUGUAGAAUGUAGCCAAUUCUGUAAAGCAUGUGUAUUAAGUGUUAUGUAGUCUGAUCUUUGUGAAGUCUUUUUGUCAUGUAGCUUUUAGAAUGUAGCUGUGAAAAUCACCAGAACUCUUCAAUGAAGCUAAUGGUUGGAAAAAAUAUAUACUUGAAGAACCAAUCCAAGUGUGUGUCCCCACCCCCAGCUCAGAAGUAGAAGGGUUUAAGUUUGCUUGUAUUAGCUGUGCCUUCAUUAUUUUGCUAUGUAAAUGUGACAUAUUAAAUAAAAAAUGGUGCAUAUUCAAAUUUUACUGCUUGAGGGUAGACUGACAUACAGUUAAGGAUUUUUAGGAAGGACACACUUAAUGUAAAGACUCUUAGCUUCUUUGUGGGUUUUGAAUUUUGUGUGACUCUGUGAUCUAUGAAGAAACACGCAUAAAGUUGUUUACCUCUGUAGUGUUAAUAAAACAGUAUUUUUUAAAAAAACAAAAGGACUCGGAAUAGUCUGCCUGGAAUCAAAUCCCAGAUCUG